AUGCCCCCGGGAGGAACAGAAAACACCGGCUCUUUCGUCUAUUUCGCCUUCGGGAGCAACAUGUUGAGGGAGAGAAUUCGCCUGGAUAACCCGUCGGCGACUUUUCUCGACACCGGCCGACUGAAGGACUACCGACUUGAUUUUGGUCUGUGGGACCAAAAUGCAGAGAGCAAGAGCUGGCACGGCGGCGCGGCCACCAUCCGAGAAAGCCUCGGUUCGGAGGUGUGGGGCGUCAUCUGGACCAUGAACCGAGACCACGUGGACUCCCUGGACCAUCAGGAAGGCGUCCACCGCGGCUUUUAUUCUCCGCUGGAGGUCCGAGUGGAGAGCCGCGGCCACGGAGAGAUGACGUGCAGGACAUACCAGAUGAACAACUUUCACGCACGGCCCACCUCACCGCAGUACAAACACGUCAUUUGCCAAGGCGCCCAACAGAACGGACUUCCCGAGCAUUACGUGGACGGACUGCGGGCCAUCCGGACCAACAACUACACGGGGCCAACUACGCUGGAUCGCAUCAAAAUUGACGUGAAUUAUGAAUGA
This is a messenger RNA of Nerophis lumbriciformis (worm pipefish), 543 nucleotides long. NCBI's taxonomy places the organism in Eukaryota, Metazoa, Chordata, Actinopteri, Syngnathiformes, Syngnathidae. The record is from RefSeq and is a predicted model, not a curated record.